AUGGCUGGUCUCCGCAUGAGCGUCGUCGUCUGCGCGACGGCUUUCCUCCUAGGCCUGCUCUUCACGCACUGGAUUGCGGACUCGAACACGCUCUGGAAGUCGCCCGAGACGCAGACCGAUGACCGCCUUUGGGCCGCUGCGACGUACUACGCCAUCCUGUCGCGCAUGCCUAUGUGGCUUGCGUAUGUCUAUGCUGCCGCUGCUGUAUUCGGUGGUACCACGAUCCUAUGGAGCCUCCGCGACGGCCGCGCCGGGAACUUGAUGUUUGAUGGGGGCAGCAUCUUCUUGUACGGCUCGGCGAUAUACAUAUACAUAGACUCGGUGCUUCCAAAUAUCCUCACGAACUUCACGUCACUCCCUCUUCCCUUCCCCUCACAGUCCUCACCCGAGUCCCCAUCAGUUGCGUCAUCACUGCCACCGUUUCCGCCAAGCUUGCGCACACCCACACUCGAGCUCGCUUCCUCCCACCUUGCAUGCAGCGUCGUACUUACCGGCGUGCUUGUGCUCCAGGCCGGUCGAUGGUGGGCUGAGCAAAAGGAUCUCGAUGUGGACGACGGGCUGCUCGCGGAUGACGAGGACGAGGGCCGGACACGGGAGAGCACUCCCAUACCGGCAGAGACUAAAAAGACGAAGUAG
Molecule: messenger RNA, 636 nt
Organism: Fibroporia radiculosa
Lineage: Eukaryota; Fungi; Basidiomycota; Agaricomycetes; Polyporales; Fibroporiaceae
Exons: 4
Coding region: 1-636 (211 amino acids)
Biological process (GO): endoplasmic reticulum to Golgi vesicle-mediated transport
Cellular component (GO): endoplasmic reticulum membrane
Source: RefSeq, a predicted model, not a curated record